AUGAGGUUGGAUGACAUUACCAAUGGAGUGGAUAUGAAUAGAGAAGAGAGGAAGCCUUGGAGCAUGCCAAAGAAAGAGUCCCUGGAAACCGGACAGAUGGCAUUUAUUUUGGCUCAAGUCGAGGCCUUGGAGAUUUGCCUGAAGGAAGCAGAAGAAAAGGCUAAAUCCUUAUCUGAACAGCUUGCAGCCUCUGAAGGAACAAAAUCCAAACUGCUUGAGCAAGUUUCCUGGCUGGAGGAAAAACUAGAGACUCUGGACCAUAAGGAAGACAGUGGGGAACCAUACGAAAAAAUGGUUCUUGCAAAAGACCAGUGCAUUGAGAAAUUACAAGCUGAAGUGAAAGCUUCCCAAGAGCAACUUACAGCCCAUAAACUAAAGCACAAAAGGAAACUGAAAAAGCUGCAAACGGAUUUGGCAACAGCUAAGCAAGAGGCUGCCAUCACAGUUCUGGAGCUCAAUGAGAAGAUAAGGACGCUAUGUGAAGGGAAGCCAGCCCCUAGAGAAGACAACUCUUGGGAAGAGUCCUGUGGGGGUCUCCCGCCUGUCGAAGAAGGUGAUCGAAAAAUUAACCUGAUUAUGGAGUUGUCGACGCAGGUUUCCCUUCAGACUGAGAAGAUCACCCAGCUGGAAGAUGUUUUAGAGGAAAAGGAAAGGAAAAUUCAGCAGCUGGAAGCUGAGCGGGGAUCCCAGUCCUUCCAAGAGGCUGAGGCCUCUCCAGAAUGUUUACAAGAAGCCCCGAUUUCCUUUAAUAAUAUUGUCACCCCUGUGGUCUCUGAUGGAGAUAUGUAAAGAUUCUCAGUAAGAAAAUAAUAAAUGUUUAUUAAGUGUCACCAGUGUAAAGUCCAGAACCCAGCCAGCCU
Mirounga angustirostris (Northern elephant seal) is the source of this 860-nucleotide messenger RNA. RefSeq names its product coiled-coil domain containing 192 (gene CCDC192). Lineage: Eukaryota; Metazoa; Chordata; Mammalia; Carnivora; Phocidae. The coding region runs from base 1 to 789 and encodes 262 amino acids. The record is from RefSeq and is a predicted model, not a curated record. The transcript is spliced from 6 exons.